AUGAUAUCAAGGAUAUUGAAAAAAGUCGUUGUUUUUGACGCGUUCCCAAAAGUCGAUGCUGGUUAUCAGGAUAAAAGCCCACAAGGUGGGUUCAUAACAAUAGUGGUGACAAUAUUGUUAUGGUUCUUGAUAAUCAGUGAAUUUCGGGAGUAUUUGAAUUUGAAUCAAAAGUAUCAAUUCUCGGUGGACCAAAAUAUUUAUCAUCAAUUACAAAUAAACGUCGACAUCACUGUAAAUACCCCGUGUAAUCUUAUAACGGUGGAUGUGGUUGACGUGGCCGGGGAAAGAAUUCAUGUGACCGAUAAAUUAAAAGUCGUUCCGACAGUCUUUAAAGUUGGAUCGGCACACCGUCUAGGAGAUGAAACAGUUGAUGUUCGACCAGAUAUUUGGAAGAUGUUAGUUGAGGCCAAAUCAAGAGCGACUUUUUCUGACUCCAAUGAUAACACCAAUGAUAGUGGGCUAAGUGCGUGCAGGGUCUUUGGAUAUUUUGACGUGAACAAGGUCACCGGGAAUUUGCACAUUACAUCGAUUGGUCUUGGAUACGGUGGAUAUUCUCUCCAAAAUCUUCACGCAUUAAAUUUCACCCAUCGAAUUGAUGAGUUCUCAUUUGGGACAUUUUACCCAAGUCUUGUGAAUCCGCUAGAUAAUAGCAUUGAGAUAUCUGAAACAAACAUGGAAACUUUUAAAUAUUUCUUGUCGGUUGUCCCUACCACUUACAUAGACAACAACAACAGAGUAUUGUUGACAAGCCAAUACUCGGUUACAGAAUAUUCCAAGUCAUACGAUGUCUCUAAAGGUCAAUUUGGGAUUCCAGGAAUAUUCUUUAAGUACGACAUAGAACCAAUCUCCGUGCAAAUCACCGAAAAAGGCCCGGGAUUCAUAAAAUUCAUGACUCGAUUGUGCGGGUUGGUAGGAGGAAUAUGGGUGACCAUAGGAUUCUUGGUGAAAUUCUCCAACGGGAUAUGGGAUUUUUUGGAUUAUAUUACAAGAGGUAGAGCGAAUACACAUGAAAUUAACAGUAUACGCGAGAAGAAAGAUGACGUGAAUUUUAAUGGGAGUAUCAAUGGUGAAGGUUUCAAUUUCAAUGGCGUCGUGCAGCAGUCAAUUCCACAGCCACUGCAACAUCCGCAGCCACACCCUCAUCAGCCAUUAGAUGUAAAAUAUAACAUUUCGGGGAUGUACCCUCCUGAGCGUAAAGUUGCUACAGAUUAA
Molecule: messenger RNA, 1212 nt
Organism: Acaulospora morrowiae
Lineage: Eukaryota; Fungi; Glomeromycota; Glomeromycetes; Diversisporales; Acaulosporaceae
Source: the annotation of a GenBank genome assembly